ACUUAGUUCCAUAAGGCAGCUCACUGGAGGAGGCGAUUACUGUCCUUGUUGGGAAGUAUCUCUAAAGUACUAUUACACUGACAAAAUGGGAACUCGAGAUGAUGAAUACGAUUAUUUAUUUAAAGUUGUGCUUAUAGGAGACUCCGGGGUGGGGAAGAGUAACCUGCUGUCCCGUUUCACGAGAAAUGAGUUCAACCUGGAGAGCAAGAGCACCAUCGGGGUGGAGUUCGCCACCCGCAGUUUGCAGGUGGACGGCAAGACCAUCAAGGCUCAAAUUUGGGACACCGCCGGACAGGAGCGCUACAGAGCCAUCACCUCGGCGUAUUAUCGCGGCGCGGUCGGGGCGCUGCUGGUGUAUGAUAUCGCCAAACACCUGACAUAUGAGAACGUGGAGCGCUGGCUGAAGGAGCUGAGGGACCACGCCGACAACAACAUUGUUAUAAUGCUGGUCGGCAACAAAAGCGACCUACGGCACCUCAGGGCCGUGCCCACUGACGAGGCUCGGGCCUUUUCGGAAAAAAACACGCUGUCCUUCAUCGAAACCUCUGCCUUGGACUCCACCAACGUAGAAGAAGCAUUCAAGAACAUUCUCACUGAAAUCUACCGCAUUGUAUCUCAGAAACAAAUAUCGGACAGAUCAGCACACGACGAUUCCCCGGGAAACAACGUGGUCGACAUCAGCGUCCCGCCCACCAUUGAUGGACAGAAGGGCAACAAACUGGCAUGCUGCCAAAGCUUGUGAAGCCCCUCCUCCCUAUUCUUUCUCACUUUUGACUUUGAUCAUCUGCCUUUUUGCUGCUUUACUUUACAGGAUUGCUGUGACUGAAGACCCGGCAUUUAUCCGCCUUUUUUACGUUUCAUUUUACACAGAGCUGACUGACCGUGGGCAGGAUUUCCCCGUAAAAUAAUAAUGUGACUUCUAGCUGAAAAUCAAAUAACAAUUGCUUUCAACACAACUGGGCGGUCGGGGUAUGACAUGGCACACCGUUAUCUAUGGAGGUUAAUUUGUGUCUUUUUAUCACAAAAGCUUUUUUUUUUAUGACACUAAAAAUAUGUAACUGAAUUUUUUGCGUUUGAACUGAAUUCUUUUUACAUCAAAUUAUGCUGACAAUUUCAUUUAAAAAAAAUCUGAGUUUUAAAAUUCAGUGUGUAAAAAUGUAUUGGCAAAAAAAUUUGUGCUGACAAAUUCAGUGUUGAAAAAUUUGCUGCUUCAAAAAUCAUGCCAUGUAAUUCAGUAAAAAAAAAAUAGUUUUCUGUUUUAGAGAUGGUCUGUUUCGUUGAUAAAUAUACACAUUGAAUAGGACACUUAGAAUGUACAUGAAAAUUCAGAAUGUGGGAUUUACAAUAUUAACUAUGAACAAUAAAACACUGAAUAUAGAGAAUAUAUUAACGUCGCACCUCAAGUUCCCAGACCACGUACCGUAUUUUUCUGAGUAUAAGUCACACCGGAGUAUAAGUCGCACCUGCCGAAAAUGCAUAAUAAAGAAGGAAAAAAACAUAUAAGUCGCACUGGAGUAUAAGUCACAUUUUUGGGGGAAAUUUAUUUGAUGAAACCCAACACCAAGAAUAGACAUUUGAAAGGCAAUUUAAAAUAAAUAAAGAAUAUUGAACAACAGGCUGAAUAAGUGUACGUUAUAUGACGCAUAAAUAACCAACUGAGAACGUGCCUGGUAUGUUAACGUAACAUAUUAUGGUAAGAGUCAUUCAAAUAACUAUAACAUAUAGAACAUGCUAUACGUUUACCAAACAAUCUGUCACUCCUAAUUGCUAAAUCCCAUGAAAUCUUAUACGUCUAGUCUCUUACGUGAAUGAGCUAAAUAAUAUUAUUUGAUAUUUUACAGUAAUGUGUUAACGAUUUCACACAUAAGUCGCUCCUGAGUAUAAGUCGCACCCCCGGCCAAACUAUGAAAAAAACUGCGACUUAUAGUCCGAAAAAUACGGUACUUGAUCGACAUAUUUUAUAAUCGAGCAAGAACAACAAAGAUGUGACAAACAUGGCAAAACAUAAACGCCAAGGGUAAAAAAACAUCCACUUAUUUCUGAAAAAAUACCAAUGCUUUGCAGAACUUUGUUGUAGGAAUCUUCCUCCGUCAGACACUCGCUAUCAGGCUUUUUUGCUCUGUAAACAAGCCCCACUCACUCUUUUUGUGCCUGGUCUGCAUGAAGCAUAGCUUAUGGUGUAUUAUGCCAAGGUAGCCCAGUAAACUGCCUUUUUAUGCUGUUUGUCAUGACCCGUGUCACGUGACUUCAAACUUGACACCUCAUUGGCUGGUUGAGACGCAGAUCGAUUGCUUCAGUCUUAAUUUACCAGAAAAAGUCUUGCUUUUUGAAGCAGCACAUUUUUCAGCACUGAUUUUUAAUUUUUUUUUCACUGAAUUUCAAAACACAUAACUUUUUGCAAUAACUCAGUAUAAUUUGAUGUUAAAAAAAAAAAAUCAGUUCACAAAAUUGCAAGACAUUCAGUGUCAAAAAAAACUUUCAAAAUUAAGACACAAAUUAACCUCCACAGCUGUGAUCCUUUCUGUCAUCCCCUUACCCACAGUAACUAUCCCACCUCUGUUACUACCUCCAAAUGCUGACAAUUGCUUAGUUGGCUUCAUCCCUACCAUUCAGUCUUGGUGCCGUUUGUACAGAACGUCGGCACGGGGGGAAAAGGGCGUAAAAAUGCCGGCUAUUUCAGUCAAUGUGAAAGGGGCUUGUGUCUGAUGCUUGCUGUCGCUGACUCCAACAUAAGUCAAAUUCCUGUCACUUACGAUCCCAUUGACCCACUGAUGUGAACGCGGUGGCGAGGGAUCUUAGUGAUCCGUGAUUCCUACCUUGUCCUGUACAUGUGACGCGUCAUGCCGCAGUGCAAACCUCAUUUCAUGCCUGCUUGACCUAACUCGUCUUCUCAUGUGCGAGAAUGGAGUGUGCUUAUUUAACCAUACAAUGUGGAUCUCCCCCCCCCUAUUUUUGAGGGGUGAGGAGUUGGCAGGAGACGGGAAGCAGCCCGGCUGUGACUGUCUUGACUCAGUAUGGGCAAAUAUGAAUGAACCGUUCAAUUUUUUUAUAUUACAGGACACCAAAGGAGGGCGGAUGCAAUCAUUAGCACAACUAGCAAAGCUUUUUGCAAGCAUGAUCAAAUGUGAGUAAAUUAGUGUGUUUGUGUUUGUGUUUGUGUGUGUUUGUGUGUGUGUGUGUGUGUGUGUGUGUGUGUGUGUGUGUGUGUGUGUGUGUGUGUGUGUGUGUGUGUGUGUGUGUGUGUGUGUGUGUGUGUA
Messenger RNA from Entelurus aequoreus (snake pipefish), 3257 nucleotides. RefSeq names its product ras-related protein Rab-11B-like. NCBI's taxonomy places the organism in Eukaryota, Metazoa, Chordata, Actinopteri, Syngnathiformes, Syngnathidae. Gene Ontology annotation, cellular component: recycling endosome. The coding region runs from base 86 to 742 and encodes 218 amino acids. The transcript is spliced from 5 exons. Gene Ontology annotation, molecular function: GTP binding; GTPase activity. The record is from RefSeq and is a predicted model, not a curated record. Gene Ontology annotation, biological process: constitutive secretory pathway; regulated exocytosis.